CCGGCAGGGCGGGGCUGCGGGCGGAAGGCGCCGCGAGGAGCGGGGCGGGGGCGGUGCCGCGGGCGGGGGCUCGGGAGGUGCUGCCGGCACCGUGCGGGCCCGUCCCGCCUUGCCGUGCGCGAUGGCUCCCCCCAGGAAGGGCGACCUGAGCCCGGAGGAGAAGGAAUUGCUGGCGGUGAUCGCCACAGGAAACACCGAUGAGGCUGGAAGACUACUGGGAAGCAAGAAUGUCCGUGUCAAUUGCUUGGAUGAGCAUGGCAUGACCCCUCUGAUGCACGCAGCCUACAAGGGGAAGGUGGACAUGUGCAGGUUGCUCCUGCGACACGGAGCUGAUGUGAACUGCAAUGAACAUGAGCAUGGAUACACUGCCCUGAUGUUCGCUGGGCUUUCAGGAAAUAAAGAAAUCACCUGGAUGAUGUUAGAGGCUGGAGCGGAAACUGAUGUUGUCAACUCUGUGGGAAGGACAGCAGCUCAGAUGGCUGCUUUUGUGGGUCAACAUGACUGUGUGACCGUCAUCAACAACUUCUUUCCACGUGAAAGGCUGGACUACUAUACUAAACCACAAGGCUUAGAUAAAGAACCAAAACUGCCAGUAAAAUUAGCUGGCCCUCUGCAUAAAAUUAUUACUACUACCAACAUGCAUCCCGUUAAGAUCGUGUUGCUGGUAAAAGAGAACCCUCUGUUGGCCGAAGUAGAAGCACUGCAGAAAUGUUACAGGGUUCUGGAUCUCAUUUGUGAGAAAUGUAUGAAGCAGAAAGAUAUGAAUGAAGUACUUGCUAUGAAAAUGCACUACAUCAGUUGCAUCUUCCAGAAAUGUAUUACAUUUUUAAAAGAGCGAGAGGAUAAACUAGAUGGGCUAAUUAAAAGUCUCUUAAAAGGGAGAGAUAAAGAUGGUUUCCCUGUGUAUCAAGAGAAGCUAAUUCGAGAAAGUAUCCGCAAGUUUCCUUACUGUGAAGCUACAUUGCUCCAGCAGCUUGUGAGAAGUAUUGCUCCUGUUGAAAUAGGCUCUGACCCUACAGCUUUUUCUGUCCUUACACAAGCGAUUACUGGCCAAGUGGGUUUUGUGGAUGCUGAAUUCUGUACAACUUGUGGGGGAAAGGGAGCAGACAAAAGAUGUUCAGUAUGUAAAAUGGUGAUGUACUGUGACCAGAACUGCCAGAAAAUACACUGGUUUACCCACAAAAAAGUCUGCAAGACUCUGAAGGAAAUUCACGAGAAACAGGAACUAGAAGCUGCCAAAGAGAAAAAGAAACAAGAAAAGAAGCAAAAGAAAGAUGAAAUGCAACUAGUAGAGAGUAGUUCUACAAGCGAACAACAGUCAGAUCCUGCUCCAGAUCCUACAAAAGGAGUUGAUCCAAAUAAUCCUACUGACCGAACAGAAGAACCUGAAAUUACCAAAGAGAUGGAGGCACUAGCCCUGCACCCUGAAAGUCCACUGGAAAGUGAGACUGUCUCAGCUGACAUUAAUCUUCAGAACAUUCAAGAGUCUGAGGAGUAAGAAAGGGUAGGAAGGGACUGAGGAUUCUCAAGGGUACUAAACAUUUUUUAUGCUGACCAUGUCUGAGUUCUUAGAUCAUGGCUUAUGCAAGACUUCCUUUGAAAGACAGAAUGUCUCUGUUCAUCAUGAGAUGAAAUAAUGGCUACUUUGUCUAUAAAUACUCCAGAUUCUGUUGUAAAUUAUCAAAAUAGGUAUUUAUUAUCUGCUAAAAGCUAGAGUGGCAUAGAUCCAUCUGUAUGUAUACCAGCAGUAAGCCUAGUGAAAUUCUAUGAGUAUCUCUGGUUAAUGAACCACUUAGAGAAAAAUGAAAAGCUUUUUUUUGGAUUAUUCAUGUUUUCAGAACCUAAAAUUUACUUUCAUUGUAAUUUAAGUAUUUCUUCCUGCAAGUACAUAGAUCUGUAGUUAAAAGCACUGGAAAACCAACUGUUAAAUUGCCUUUUUUCACCACUUUAGCAAGCUUUAUAUGAAGGAAUUCAGUAGCAGUUAAACUUCUGAAGAUACUCAUCUGAACUCUCAACUUUUCAUGGCAUUACUGUAAAUAUUUUUGGCUAGUGAGAGCACAAUAAUAGUGUCUAUUUUGUGGCAAUUUUAGUAAAUGAAACUACUGUUUCAGGUGUCUCAAGCUGAUGGUGAAAUUUGUGUUUCAACAGUAUUAUUUCACUAUUGGUUUGGUCAGAAAUAUUCCAAAGUCUAAUGAAGGGAAGACCAGAAUGACUCAAAGUAUUUUGACUGAUGAGAUUAAUGGUUUCUAAAUCAGUUUUCAGGUAAAAAUAACUUAGAGUACACUCAGAUGUUGCUUAUGAAUUCUUAAUGAAUUAUUUCAUAAAUGUAAAAAAUGCUUAAUAUUUUUCAUGUUGAACCUGGUCACAGAUGGGGAAAUUCAUGUGUGCAUUGAUACAGCUGGGAUUUCACUUUGGCUUUCAGCUAAAUACCAGAUCUAGAAAAUAGCUUCCCUUAAUAACUAUGCUUUUCACUCAGAUUUAUUACUGUGUCUCAUGAAAUCCGUGGGAAUUGCACAACAGAAAAUAUCACUUGCUGCAUAAGGAUGGCAAAAUUGGAGACUGUCUUAUUGUUGGCUGAGUAACUGGUGUCUUGAACAUGGCAAUAUUCUUCUAGCUGGAGGAGUAAGGACCCUCCUCAAAACAGAGGGAAAAAGCUAUUAAUUUUUUUACUACUUAAUAUGUGAAAAGUUUUUGUUUAGUAUUCUGAAAACUGUACAAGUGAGGAUACAUAAAUGCACCUGUGCAGGGAAUGUACCUGUGUUUUAAUUUCAAGGAUUAGCAGAUUGUGAAGAAUAAAGGGAAAUUUUUUAAAAGAA
Myiozetetes cayanensis is the source of this 2816-nucleotide messenger RNA. It is a transcript of the gene ANKMY2, whose product is annotated as ankyrin repeat and MYND domain containing 2. The record is from RefSeq and is a predicted model, not a curated record. Gene Ontology annotation, molecular function: protein binding. Bases 122 to 1498 code for a protein of 458 amino acids. NCBI's taxonomy places the organism in Eukaryota, Metazoa, Chordata, Aves, Passeriformes, Tyrannidae. The transcript is spliced from 10 exons.